Balaenoptera musculus (blue whale) is the source of this 4338-nucleotide messenger RNA. RefSeq names its product ubiquitin conjugating enzyme E2 J1 (gene UBE2J1). The coding region runs from base 194 to 1150 and encodes 318 amino acids. Lineage: Eukaryota; Metazoa; Chordata; Mammalia; Artiodactyla; Balaenopteridae. The record is from RefSeq and is a predicted model, not a curated record. The transcript is spliced from 8 exons.
GAGCCCGCGCCUCGCCUGCGCCCUCCCGCCCCGCCGGCAGUCCUGGCCAGGGCUGGGCGGCGUCCCCGGAGGUUCCUGGGCCACGGCCGGUCUGUCCGAGCCGCACUGAGACCCGGUCGGCAGCGGCGCGGAGAGGUGGCGGCAGCGGCGGCGGCGGCUGGCCGGGAGGCCGGAGCCGGGACAGCGACCCGCCAUGGAGACCCGCUACAACCUGAAGAGUCCGGCUGUUAAACGUUUAAUGAAAGAAGCAGCAGAAUUGAAAGAUCCAACAGAUCAUUAUCAUGCACAGCCUUUAGAGGAUAACCUUUUUGAAUGGCACUUCACAGUUAGAGGGCCCCCAGAUUCAGAUUUUGAUGGAGGAGUUUAUCAUGGACGAAUAGUACUGCCACCAGAGUAUCCCAUGAAACCACCAAGCAUUAUUCUGCUAACGGCUAAUGGACGAUUUGAAGUAGGCAAGAAAAUCUGUUUGAGCAUCUCGGGACAUCAUCCUGAAACUUGGCAGCCUUCAUGGAGUAUAAGAACAGCAUUAUUAGCCAUCAUUGGGUUUAUGCCAACAAAAGGAGAGGGAGCCAUAGGUUCUCUAGAUUACACACCUGAGGAAAGAAGAGCCCUUGCGAAAAAAUCACAAGAUUUCUGUUGUGAGGGAUGUGGCUUUGCCAUGAAGGACGUCCUGUUGCCUUUAAAAUCUGGAAGCGAUUCAAGUCAGGCUGACCAAGAAGCCAAGGAACUGGCUAGACAAAUCAGUUUUAAGGCAGAAGUCAAUUCAUCUGGAAAGACUAUCGCUGAGUCGGACUUAAACCACUCUUUUUCACUAAAUGAUUUACAGGAUGAUAUACCUACAACAUUCCAGGGUGCUACAGCAAGUACAUCGUGUGGAGUCCAGAACACCUUAGCAGCGUCCCUUCAACAACCUGCCCAACCUGUAGCUGAGGAUACCUCCAUGAGCCCUCGACAGCGCCGGGCCCAGCAGCAGGGUCAGAGAAGGUCGUCUACUUCACCAGCUGUGACCCAGGGCCGGCCGCCAAGAGACCACCACACUGAUCAUGGCGGAUCCGCUGUACUGAUUGUCAUCUUGACUUUGGCAUUGGCAGCUCUUAUAUUCCGACGAAUAUAUCUGGCCAAUGAGUACAUAUUUGACUUUGAGUUAUAAUAUUGUUUUGUGUCUUAAGAGCUGUGACUCAGCUACUUCAUUAAACAUUCUGCAUUGGGUAUAAUCUAAGAAUUGUUUACAAAAAGAUUAUUUUGUAUUUACCCUUCAUUCCUUUUUUGAUCCUUAUAAUUCAGUAUAAAUAUAGCUAGACAUUCAGACUGUGUCCUGCUUAGUAUAAGGGGCUGGAAGUCAAAGUCCCUUGUCUCUCUGUGUGACCUGCUUUACAGGGAAAUAACUUAUUGUUGUUUCUCAUGCCUCAGCUUCUCUUUAUGGAAAUUUGUGAUACUUUUCUGUAUAGCCCUUUAAAAUUUUUGGAUAAAAAAUGGUAUUUUAAGUUCCGAUGAGUAUUACUAGUUACUCAGUACCAUUUAUUGAGUACUCUGUUUCUACUUAAUGUAGAAUGAUAUAGGGAUAAGAGUUGAAAAAAAAGGGAAAAUAAAACCCCUCAAAUAGCUUGCUUAAAAUGUAUGCAUAUGAGACAUACUGGAAUUGCCCAUUCUGUGACUGACUUUGUGUCCUAAACAUUCUUUGGUGAAAGUAAACUAUUUCGGUCAAACAUCUCUGAGGAAAUGAGAUUACAUCAUUAUUAUUGGAUGUUACUUGAAGAGGGAAUAAUGCUUUGUAACCACUUUGAUAUGCUGUUAUCCCUUUCUCUCCAGUUCUCACACAAGAUUUUAAAAGAAAGAAGGAAAACAACCCUCCAUAGAGCUUUGAUUUAAGGAAGGAAGGAUCCAAGCCAGGAAAUUGCUUGAUUUUCCUCCACAAGUUAAAUGGGAGGAUCUUAAGAUUUGAAUGUUUGCUGUACUUUGAAUUGUAUAUCUUUUGAGUUGUAUUAUAUGCCUAGCUUUAUAAUCACUAUAAAUUUAAUUAUUCCAGGAAUAUCAUAAUAUUGAAAUAUUUCAUGUACCAUUUUAAUACAAAAGCUCAGGGCCCAUGUAACAGUGAUAGAAAUUAGAACUGCCCACCUAAUCAAAGCCCAAGAGAUAAUUUUCGGCGCAAAAUCAAUAUAUCAAUAUAUAGCAAUAUAUUUAUUGAUAUAUUGAUCAAUAAAUCUGUAUAUAACUUAGUGCUAGCUAGCUCCACAGACUCUAGUAGAUAAUUUUAUCAUCAUAAAUAAUGCCUGGUGAGAACAUAUAAUCACAGAAAAACGUUACCUUCAGCAUGUUCAGGAGCAGCAUUGAGGGCACUCUUGAGAGUAUUGUUAAUGAAGAUUUAAUUUUUAAAUACAGGCAGUCCCCAGCUUUCAAAUAGGUUAUGCUCUAAAAGUGCAUUUGUAAGUUAAUUUUUUUUUUUUUUUUUUUAACGACUCAGUGUUGUAAAUCAUGUUUAGGUUCUAGACAAGGCCACAUUAGACAAGAUCCAUUAGUCCAUAAUGUAUCUUGAAUACUUUGGGGAAUGGUAUUUAUAAAGUCCUUAUGUAGCUUUGACUAACUGAAAUUAUGGGCAAGAUAGAAACAAUUUGUAAAAUGAUUUUAAAGGCAAAUUUAAUUUUUACUCCUUGUCUGAUAGGAUUUUGGUUCUAUGAACUAUCAGACACAAUUUGUUUUCAUCUUAUAGCCAGUUAUGUCUGCAUCUAAAGUAAGAACGUAUUGUAUACUAUUAUAUAAUACACAGUUUUCUUAAAUUUUAAUAAAUUAGCAUUUUUAAAGUGUUUACAGAUUGUUUCUCUUAUAUCUACAGCUGAAGUUGGUAAAGUCUAAAAGGCCCAAGGACUUUAUAAAGACCUCGCAUAUCAGGAAAAUUAUAGGUUACCAUUUUAUAACUUUAUUGCCAUGAGAAAAUACAUUCUGAAGUCUUGGUUUGGAAUGUAAGAUAUUAGAAAUAUUGGUUCAGUGGUCAGUGGUCUCCUAGCAAGAGGUCACUGACUCACGGGGGGAGGACCAGGUAAUGUUAUCACCUGAGAAGAAGGAAAUCCCCAUUCUCUCAGCCUAUCCUGAGGUUAAUCGUGUGCUAGGAACAAUCUUCCCUCCAUUUCCUCUCCGUCACUCUGAGCCAGCCUCGAUCUAUGUGAUCUUGUUGCAUGUUUCCAUGGAGUGUGUCUAUACUUUAAAACUGAUUAAGCCAAGAAGAUUUCACAUUUUGCAGAUCUUCCUCUAUCUGAGUUGCCUCUCUUCUUUCACCCAUCAACAGCCAGGCCAUCUCCUUCUUUGUUCCAGUUUUUUUUUUUUUUUUUUUUUUAACCACCUGAUACAUGUUAUCUGAAAGUGGCAUAUCUUUUGCUUCUUCCCUUUCAGCUCACUUUGCUACCUAAAGCUCCUUAAGUUGUCGAUCUGGCCCCCAUUGUGGAGUUAAUGAACAAAACUGGUCUUUGGAGCCAUUCUUACAUCCCAAUAAAGGGCCUCUUCAGAAAACUAUUAUUUUAAAGCCCCAAUUUAACCCCUUAUUUACAGCAUAAGGCCAAAACUGGAUGUGUGAUCAGGUAGGUAAAGGCUUAGGACUCCUUCCUCCAAUCCUCAGAUUUAGGUAACUCAUGGCUUUUCCUUUGACCAACAUAGCACAUAUCAAGGUAGUUAAAAUAGCAUGCUUGAAAAAAUAUAUAAUGUCUGUUUCACCUGUAACUGUUUAAACCAAUGAAACCUUUCAAAUUUUAUGUAUUGUGGGGCUUUUAUGUAGCACUUUAUAUUUUCAUGCUGCUUAUAGUUUUAUUCUACUGAAAUAAAUGAAUUUCAUCAAAAUUCUCAACUACUUUUUUUAAAAACCUUUAAAAAUUGUUUAUUAUUUUGACUAUGAAAACAUAAAAUUUCCUAUUUCAGGACAAUAAGAAAUCAUUUUGUUCUUUUUGGCUGUGAAUAAACUUUCUGGUACUUCGAGACCUCCCAUUUUUAUAGAGCAGAAUCAGUAAACAGGCAGACCUCACACAGUUGGACUUAGUUGUGCAGAAGCCUAGGCUGAAGUACUGAAAAGCCUAUAUUGUUUUAUUACUUGCAAAGAAGUAUAUGUAAGGUGAAUGCAUUUAGUGAACCUUAGUUUUAACAAAGAAUAAUGUGUACAUUAACGUGUACUCUGGGAAUUCCCUGGAGGUCCUGUGGUUAGGACUCUGCGCUUUCACUGCCCAGGGCCCGGGUUCAAUCCCUGGUCAGGGAACUAAGAUCCUGCAAGCCGUUCAGUGCAGCCAAAAAAAAAAGUGUACUCUUAACAGCCAUUGUGGGAGGCUAUAAUUGCUCCAAAGCUAUUUGGAAUUCCUCUUU